This is a messenger RNA of Musa acuminata AAA Group (dessert banana), 561 nucleotides long. Its product is annotated as acetyl-coenzyme A carboxylase carboxyl transferase subunit beta, chloroplastic-like. Gene Ontology annotation, molecular function: acetyl-CoA carboxylase activity. Lineage: Eukaryota; Viridiplantae; Streptophyta; Magnoliopsida; Zingiberales; Musaceae. Gene Ontology annotation, biological process: fatty acid biosynthetic process. The transcript has a single exon. The annotation marks the transcript as partial. Gene Ontology annotation, cellular component: acetyl-CoA carboxylase complex. The record is from RefSeq and is a predicted model, not a curated record.
AUGAGUAGUUCAGAUAGAAUUGAACUUUCGAUUGAUCCCGGAACUUGGGAUCCUCUGGAUAAAGAUAUGAUAUCUAUAGACCCCAUUGAUUUUCGUUCAAAAGAGGAACCUUAUGGAGAUCGUAUCGAUUCUUAUCAAAGAAGGACAGGUUUAGCUGAUGCUAUUCAAACAGGCAUAGGUCAAAUAAAUGGUAUUCCCGUAGCAAUUGGCGUUAUGGAUUUUCAGUUUAUGGGAGGUAGUAUGGGAUCCGUAGUAGGCGAGAAAAUUACUCGUUUGAUCGAGUAUGCUACUAAUCGAUCUCUACCUGUCAUUAUUGUGUGUGCUUCUGGAGGAGCACGCAUGCAAGAAGGAAGUUUGAGCUUGAUGCAAAUGGCUAAAAUAUCUUCUGCUUCAUCUAAUUAUCAAUCAGAUAAAAAGUUAUUCUAUGUAUCAAUUCUUACAUCUCCUACAACUGGUGGAGUAACAGCCAGUUUUGGUAUGUUGGGGGAUAUCAUUAUUGCUGAACCUAACGCCUACAUUGCAUUUGCGGGUAAAAGAGUAAUUGAACAAACAUUAAAAAAG